Molecule: messenger RNA, 2130 nt
Organism: Heterostelium album PN500
Lineage: Eukaryota; Evosea; Eumycetozoa; Acytosteliales; Acytosteliaceae
Gene: trap1
Product: Hsp90 family chaperone protein
Exons: 2
Coding region: 1-2130 (709 amino acids)
Biological process (GO): protein folding
Cellular component (GO): mitochondrial inner membrane
Molecular function (GO): ATP binding; protein kinase binding; ATP-dependent protein folding chaperone
Source: RefSeq, a predicted model, not a curated record
AUGUUAAGAAAGGCAUUGAAUCGUUCAUUGUUAAACUCUAUCAGCAACCGAGUUGGUGGAUUCAAGGUUUCACAACCAUUUUCAAAUUUGAUUUUCAACAAAUCAAUUUCAAAUUUAAAUUUCAAUAAUAAUUAUAGUUUUCAAUUAAAUAGAUAUUCAACUGAAUCGAAUAGCGCAGCAAAGUUGAAUACCAAUUUGGAUGAUGAGAUUCCACCAGAAACCAAUUUGGCUUUGGGAGAGGAUCCAAUCGAGGAGACAGAAAAGGUAGUUGGUAUUGCCGAUAAACAUCAAUUCCAAGCAGAGACACAAAAGCUUUUACACAUUGUCGCUGAAUCAUUGUAUACCGAGCGUGAGGUAUUCAUUCGUGAGUUGGUUUCGAAUGCAUCCGAUGCCAUCGAGAAGGCAAGACACAUGCAACUCACCAAUCAACAGAUUAUGAACGACGACGUUCCAUUCGAGAUUCGUAUCGGUACCGACGAGGACAAGAAAACAUUGAUCAUUCAAGACACUGGUGUCGGUAUGAACAAAGAGGAACUCAUUCGUAACCUCGGUAGAAUCGGUUACUCUGGUUCCGGUGACUUUAUCAAAAAGUUGGGUGAGAAUCCCGAUAAGGCAUCGAUCAUCGGUCAAUUCGGUGUCGGUUUCUACUCUUGUUUCAUGGUUGGACACACCAUCAAGGUAUACUCGAAAUCCGCAGCACCAGGCAGCACCGGAUAUCUCUGGGAGUCGGACGGUUCCGGUUCGUACACCAUCUCUGAGGCCGACGGUGUCUCACGUGGAACCAAGAUUGUCAUUCACUUGAAACCAAACUCCUACGAGUACGCCAAGAAAGCAACAGUUGAAACCGUCAUCAAAAAGUAUAGCAAUUUCGUUGGAUUCCCGAUUGUUUUGAACGGUACCCCCGUCAAUACCAUUCGUCCACUCUGGACUCUCUCGAAAUCGUCGAUCACCGAAGAGGAGCACAAGCAAUUCUAUCAAUUCAUUUCGAAAUCCUACGAUACUCCAACCUAUCGUAUCCAUUUCUCAACUGAUACACCACUCUCGAUUCGUUCGCUCUUUUACAUUCCAUCGCAACACGUCGAAAAGUACGGAAUGGGAAGAAUGGAGCCGGGUGUCGCUCUCUUCUCGAGAAAAGUUAUGAUUCAACAAAAGGCAAAGGGAUUACUGCCAGAGUGGAUGAGAUUCGUACGUGGUGUUGUCGACAGUGAGGAUAUUCCACUGAAUUUGUCACGUGAGCAUCUCCAAGACAACGGCCUCAUUCAACGUAUUAGCGCAGUGCUCGUCAAGCGUAUUCUCAAACACCUCCAAGACGAAUCGAAACGUGAUCCAUCGCGUUUCGAAACAUUCAUGAACGAGUUUGGUGGAUUCUUCAAGGAGGGUGUCAUCACUGACUUCAAGUGGAAAGACGAAAUCUCAAAGCUUCUCCGUUUCGAAUCGACCGCCGAGUUGCCACCAACCGAAGACUUGAAACCACGUACCACCACCACUCUCGAAGAGUACGUCAGCCGUAUGAAGCCAGAACAAACUCACAUCUACUACAUCACCGUGCCAAGCAAGUCGGUCGCUCUCACCAGUCCAUACUAUGAACCAUUCAAAGCCAAGGGUAUCGAGGUGUUCAUGCUCUACAACACUCUCGAUGACUUUGUAUUCUCAAACAUCGGACAUUUCGGUGACAAGAAGAUCGUUUCCGUCGAAUCAAAGGAAGCCGAGGAAUUCUUGGCUGCCAACCAAGAGAAACAAACCGACACUUUGGAUCAAGCGGAGGUUUCAGCAUUCCUCCAGUGGGUAUCGGAUGCCGUCGGUAACAAGAUUGCAAUGGCCAAGACAACCAGUCGUGCUAUUUCACAACCAGCGAUCGUCGUCGAUCAUGAAUCUGCUACCUUCCGUCGUAUGAUGAAGAUGAUGGAUCCAAGCAAACAACACGAUAUUCCAAAACAACAAGUCGAAUUCAACAUGAACCAUCCAAUCAUUCUUAAACUCAAUCAAGCUCGUCAAAGCAACCCAACAGUCGCCAAGUUGGCAGCUGAACAAAUUGUUGAUAAUGCUUUAAUUACCGCUGGUCUAUACGAAGAUUCAAGAGAAAUGGUACCACGUUUGAACCAAUUGUUGGAGCAAGUUUUAAAUAAAUAA